GCGCUAGUUUCCGGCCGGACGGCCGAAAGCCACCGAUCCUGAACCAGCCGCCUGAGUCGGAGUGGCGACGGGGUGUGGAGCAGGCAAAAAGCCACUGGGGGAGGCCAGUCGUGAUCAGUGCCGUCUGGCUCCAGCUCCUGAUCCUGUGCGGAGCAACAGCCGCGGUCGCAGUCUCCGCCACCGCCUCCGCCUCCAUCGUCGUCGGGGGAGGGGCCAGCCGGACCCCGGGGUCACAGCCGAGGAAUGAGGAGAGGCGGCCGGGCCCCGCGCUCCGCCCCGGCCUAGGGCCUUGCCCCGGGAGCCGCGAGGGUGGAGGCCUGAAUUUUGAUAUAUGUCCACCCUACCUCAGCUGCCUGAAAGUACUUAAUGAUCACAUGACCCUGGACAUGGAUGCUGUCCUGUCAGAUUUUGUCCGUUCCACAGGCGCAGAGCCUGGGCUGGCCCGAGAUCUCCUGGAAGGAAAGAAUUGGGACGUGAGUGCCGCCCUCAGUGAUUUUGAACAGCUACGUCAAGUCCAUGCUGGGAACCUGCCCCCACCCUUUAGUGAAGGGAGUGGUGGCUCCAGGACCCCUGAAAAGGGGUUUUCGGAUAGAGAGUCUGCCCGCCCUCCCCGACCCACCCUGCAGCGGCAGGAUGACAUCGUUCAAGAAAAACGCCUGUCUAGGGGCAUCUCCCACGCCAGCUCCAGCAUUGUUUCCCUGGCCCGGUCCCAUGUCUCCUCCAAUGGUGGGGGUGGGGGGAGCAGUGAGCACCCCCUGGAAAUGCCCAUCUGUGCCUUCCAGCUUCCAGAUCUCACUGUGUACAACGAAGACUUCCGCAGCUUCAUAGAGAGAGACCUUAUUGAACAGUCCAUGCUGGUUGCCUUGGAACAGGCAGGGCGUUUGAACUGGUGGGUGAGUGUGGACCCUACCUCCCAGAGGCUGCUUCCUUUGGCAACUACUGGGGAUGGAAACUGCCUCCUGCAUGCAGCCUCUCUGGGCAUGUGGGGUUUCCAUGAUCGGGACUUGAUGCUGCGGAAAGCUUUGUAUGCGCUGAUGGAGAAAGGAGCCGAGAAGGAAGCAUUAAAACGGCGCUGGAGGUGGCAGCAAACACAGCAGAAUAAAGAGUCAGGCCUGCUGUACACAGAGGAUGAAUGGCAGAAGGAAUGGAAUGAGCUGAUCAAGCUUGCCUCGAGUGAACCCCGCAUGCAUCUAGGUUCCAAUGGAGCCAACUGUGGUGGGGUGGAGAGUUCAGAGGAGCCUGUAUAUGAGAGCCUAGAAGAAUUCCACGUCUUUGUCCUUGCCCAUGUGCUUAGGAGGCCCAUAGUCGUCGUGGCCGACACCAUGCUGAGGGACUCUGGUGGGGAAGCGUUCGCCCCUAUUCCCUUUGGGGGAAUCUAUCUGCCCUUGGAGGUCCCAGCCAGCCAGUGUCACCGCUCCCCUCUGGUGCUUGCCUACGAUCAAGCACACUUUUCUGCACUUGUGUCCAUGGAGCAGAAGGAGAAUGCCAAGGAACAAGCUGUUAUCCCACUUACAGAUUCAGAGCAUAAGCUGCUGCCCUUGCACUUUGCUGUGGACCCUGGAAAGGGCUGGGAGUGGGGCAAAGAUGACAAUGACAACGUCCGAUUGGCCAGUGUAAUCCUGUCCCUGGAGGUCAAAUUGCAUCUGCUGCAUGGCUACAUGAAUGUGAAGUGGAUCCCAGUGUCCUCUGAUGCACAGGCUCCCCUGGCACAACCUGAGUCCCCCACAGCCUCAGCUGGAGAUGAGCCCCGGUCCACUCCUGAGUCUGGGGAAUCAGACAAGGAGUCGGUUGGCAGCAGUUCUACAAGCAAUGAGGGCAGCAAGCGGAAAGAGAAGUCAAAGCGAGGUCGGGAGAAAGACAAGAAGAGAGCAGAUUCUGUGGCCAACAAACUGGGUAGCUUUGGCAAAACUUUGGGCAGCAAGCUCAAGAAGAACAUGGGAGGCCUGAUGCCCAGCAAGGGCUCGAAGCCUGGAGGGGUGGGAACGGGGUCGGGGGUAAGCAGCGGCACCGAGACCCUGGAGAAGAAGAAGAAGAACUCACUGAAGAGCUGGAAGGGUGGCAAGGAGGAGGCAGCAGGGGAUGGGCCCAUGUCUGAGAAGCCCACAUCUGAGUCUGUUGGUAAUGGAGGGAGCAAGUAUAGCCAGGAAGUGAUGCAGAGCUUGAGCAUUAUGAGGAUUGCAAUGCAAGGGGAGGGGAAGUUUAUUUUUGUUGGAACCCUGAAGAUGGGUCACCGUCAUCAGUAUCAGGAGGAGAUGAUCCAGCGGUACCUUUCUGAUGCUGAGGAGAGAUUCCUGGCCGAGCAGAAGCAGAAGGAGGCAGAGAGGAAGAUCCUGAAUGGAGGGGUGGGGAGUGGGCCUCCUCCAGCCAAAAAGCCAGAGCCAGAUGGCGGGGAGGAGUUGCUGACUGCCCCCCCAGCAGAGUCCAAGGCAGUGGCAUUCCCUGCUGGCUACCCUGGGGGCUUUACUGUCCCGCGGCCUGCUGGGGCUGGAGCCCACUGCCAGGAACCCCGGAGGCAGCUGGCAGGGGGGCCUUGGGGGGGGGGCCUACCACCCUAUGCCACCUUCCCCAGACAGUGCCCUCCAGGGCGGCCCUACCCCCAUCGGGACUGCAUCCCAUCUCUGGAGCCAGGCAGUCACCCCAAGGAUGGCCUUCACAGGGGUGCAUUGUUACCACCCCCGUUCCGCGUGGCUGAUUCUUACAGCAACGGCUACAGAGAGCCCCCUGAGCCAGAUGGAUGGGCUGGAGGGCCCCGGGGGCUUCCUCCAACCCAGACCAAAUGCAAACAGCCGAACUGCAGCUUCUAUGGACACCCUGAGACAAACAACUUCUGCUCCUGCUGUUACAGGGAAGAACUGAGGAGGAGGGAGCGCGAACCGGGUGGGGAGCUGCUGGUGCACAGGUUCUGAGCGGGGCGGGGAGCCCUGGAGGGCAGGGGGGCUAAACAAAGAGAGUUAAGCUCAACUCAUUGGCUCAUCAAGACCCAGCCCCCAUGCGGAUGGGGCAAAUGCAGUAAUGUCAGUGGGAGCCUGGCCAGGAACUUCUGAAGUGUGUGUGCGCGCUGGAGAGCUGCCAGGCUGGCGAGAGCAGGUCAGGGCUGGGCGGUGCCUGGAGGGCCGCGCGAGCCCUUUGUCAAUCUUGCUGGGACUGAGGAGGUACAAGGGGGAAAGAUGGUGAUUCUGUCUCAUAACUGCUUGGGUACACCCCAGGACCUAGGGGAAAUGAGGGGAAGGUUUGGUGUGUGGGGGUGGGAAGGUGGGCAGAAGUCUGGGGCAGGAGCAGGCAAAGGAGGUUCUCAGUCAAUAAAAGAAAAACCAGACCAAAGUUCUUGUAGGUUGGAAAAAAGCACAUGAUGGUGGAGUUGGGAGUGUGGAGGGAAACUGGGGAAUUAGAUUUGCUGUUGAUUUGAAUUAAGGUAGAAAUUAGGGUUGGCCAAAUUCCUCCUGAAGGAUCUGGAAAGACAAGGCAGUAAUGUGUCCUCACGGGUGCUUAUUAGGAGGGGGUUAGUUUAAAUCCGUUUACUGAGAUGGGAAAGGGAAGAACUUAAAAGGGGAAUCCUUUGCCUCUCAAGUUUUAUUUCUUCUAAACAGCCACCUGUCAUCUGUUCUGGUUCGAGAGGAGAUUGCUGAUUGCCCCAUAUCUUUUCCUCAUCCUUUUUGAGGGCUGAGCUCAGCUAAGAUUGUGAUUUUUUUUUUAACGACUUUAA
Molecule: messenger RNA, 3703 nt
Organism: Mirounga angustirostris (Northern elephant seal)
Lineage: Eukaryota; Metazoa; Chordata; Mammalia; Carnivora; Phocidae
Gene: OTUD7B
Product: OTU deubiquitinase 7B
Exons: 12
Coding region: 375-2906 (843 amino acids)
Biological process (GO): protein K11-linked deubiquitination; protein deubiquitination involved in ubiquitin-dependent protein catabolic process; protein K63-linked deubiquitination
Cellular component (GO): nucleus; cytoplasm
Molecular function (GO): zinc ion binding; cysteine-type deubiquitinase activity; K63-linked polyubiquitin modification-dependent protein binding
Source: RefSeq, a predicted model, not a curated record